GAGGUGGCAACAGUGGCGGCGGGGCGAUUACUUAUUGUUGGCUCGCUGUUCAACUCACCUUGGCGCACGGCUCUUGGUUAUGUUCGUAUCACCGUUCCCUAUUCCAUAAACCCCCUAUCUUCCAGAGCAGCAGCCUUAGGGAGUAGUCUGGCAAGGUUGAUGAGUGAGGUGACCAGGAAGGUGUAGACAUGGACACCAUUUUGGCUGGUCUGGGAUGCCAACAGAGGCUAAUGGAGGACGAGAGCUCUUUGGAUCUCACUGGACCUCAAGCCACCUCUACCGUCGCUCCCAAAGUGACCAGAGACCAGCUCAACAGACACUACCUCCAGACCCUGCAGGAGGCUAGUGAGGGUUCCUCGGAGGAGUUUCGAUCCCUGCGCUCCACUUUGAAAGAGGGAACUCAAGGGUCCUCAGGUAUGGGCAUGAUGAUGGCCCUGCCCCUCAUUGACACUGAUGCCAUGAGUGGUUUGUCAUCCAGUAACUUCCUGGUGGAACACACACAAUUUACUGCUGAGGCAACAAAAGACCAAGAGCAAGAGCAACAGUGUAGGGAAAACCAGAGCCAGGAUGUGUCAGAUUUGCACUGGGAUGUUCUGCGUGAAGAAGAGAAACACCCAGGCUUGGAGGAGGGAGGAGUCAGGGAACUACUUCCUUAUGACACCAAAGAGAAUGUUAAUGAGACUGAGAGUGAACUUGCUACUGGCUUGCCUUCAUUCCUGCUGAAGCCUCAAGAGUUAAUGGAGGAUCAGGACCAGCAUUGUCUGGAGGGUGGUGAUGCAGCAGACCUUAUAGUCCUCACCUCACACCUGGAAGUGGCUGAUCUUGGUCAUGACGAAUUCUCCACCAGUCAGGUGCAGUUUGAUGCCAGCCAGAUCUCUGCACGCUCCACCAUCCAUGAGGGAAGCCACAAGGCACUGGAGGUAUCAAAGCUGCUGUCCAACUCCUGCAAUUCCCUUGGAUCCAUGGACGGUGCAUCUGAUCACUUCUUGACCCACCAACAGGCUGCCGGGGCACAGGAUGAGGAGUGGCUCGAGGCCCACCAAGAGGAGCUGGCACACUGGAUGGACAAUGAACAGUUCUGCUCGCCUGAUUCACUGUUUCUUGAGGAGGAUGAGAAGAACUACCUUGAACAUAACAAAUUUUGUUUAGACCUGGGCCCUGCUUCCUCCAGAAAUAGCCUUGACGCCUCCUGCUUCUCUGGUAUUCAUGGUGUCACUGAGAUCACUGUCAGACCAUCAUGGAUUGGGAGUCCUGAGAGGGAGCUACUACGUCCUGGUAACCACAUGCUGGUGGAUGAUUACUUGCAGGCCCACAGUGAGGCCCUGGGUACCCUCGGUGCAGAUAAGGAUCCUGCUAAUAGGCCCAAUUUUGGGAAUGAACUGCAUUCACCUCCCACCGCCACAAGGACCCAGGCCCUUAAUGACGCAUCAGUGGGGGAGGAAAGCACCACCUUGGAUGGCUCAGAAUUCUGCAUAGACAAUUCUGCCUCCUCAACCAUCAGCAAAGAUUCCAGAGUAAACUCACUGGUGUCUGAGGGAAGACCGGUUUCCACCACAGUCACUCUAGCCAGAGACCAGAGUGGAGAACAAACUCAUGUGAAAGAGGUGGUUCAUCAAGUUGAGGAACUAGAAGCCAGUAUUCAUGGUGCUAAGCAGCCUCUGGAAGCAAGUACCAUCAGUUCUCUUCUGUAUCGAGCACUGGCAACAAAUGCACCCAAUGAUCUAGUGGGAAGGAUUCUGCAACUUACCCAAGAAGCUCCUGUCUCAUCUUCAUCCCUCGAAAUGACAGGACUAGAUGCCAGUUUGGAAGUGAUGAAACUUAGACAGAUAAAGGAGGAUAUUGCAAAAGAGAAGCAGAGAGAGUCAAAAGCCUCUCAUCCUCUUGGAAAAGAAAAUAGAGGCAGGGAAGAAGGGAUCAAGCCUACAUCUGUUCCUGAUAGAAAGCCCUUGCAAAGUAUGACUCAAAUUGAUCAGUGCCCACCACUUGCACUAUCUCACAAGCACACAAAAUUGAUGGCUUUUCGAACUAAUUCUGGUCCAGAAACUAUUUCUCAAACCUGUCAGGGAAAGAACGAAUCUAAUCCUGUGGAAACUCUGGAGGGGGCUCAAUACGCAUCCAAGCUUGUUGAUGACACCACAAAGCUUAUGUUGCCCAGUUUCAGUCAGGUCAGAACAACUGUCAAAUCUUCUACUCCUUGCAUCCCAGUCUCUGAUUCUAUAUGCAGGGAACCCCUCUCCUCUGCCGCCAAUAACCAUCGUCCCCUUCCCAGGAUGGGUGUCCGGUCUUCCACUAAAAUGACAGAAUUUGGAGUGUCAGUGUCCAGAGCAGAGAGUGAGAUAGAUUUGAAGACCACUACCUCUUGGCCAACAAGUGUGUCAUCUCAUCCAACCACCAUCACAACUAACGCAUAUGCCAGGCCCAGUCACCACAAAGAUGUACCUCAGUCUUCUACAAAUCACAUUGGUAUGAAUGUUCCUCAGCAUGUGAUCUUCCCAAAAGCAUGUGUGGGUAUGGCCACCUACACCACCCUUCCCCUCCACAACUCUUCUUUACGCUGGCUUCAGAUCUCCCUCAGUCUUAUGAAGGAAACCUUGGAUGGCAGUGCAUGUGUGGCUUCAGUGCUGCUCUUCCAGGAAUCACAUAUGCUGAAGCCACAGGGUAAAUGUGAUGUGAGACUAGGAGUGUGCUGCCCAGUGGAGGGACAGCUAGAGGCCCUGUUAAAGAUAGAAGUUGGGGAGCUGACACCAUCUGGGACUCGUAACAUGACCAAAUCUACCCACACAGUUGUCGUUACUGCCACCAUCAUAAUGCCUGAGGUGGAGGUGCAUUGUGAAGGUGGACUGGACUGUGUGGACUUUGGGGUGGUAGGGGAGAGCUGUUGUUUGUCCCAUAACGUAACCUUGGUUAGCCAUUUCCCGCAGCCUCUCCCACUCCUGUUGCAGCUCCAUCAGGUGGCAGGAAGUGUCCCCAUCUUUUGUUGGGAAGAAAACAAGAACAAGACAGGAAAGGUGGUAUCGGCAUCUCACUUAUCAUGUGAACUAGCUCCUUCCACCCCUACUACUUUCUCUCUCACCCUUAGAGCUCCACAACUUGAGGGAGUAGCAGUCCCCCAGAGUGGAAAGAUACAAGUGGGGAGCAUCUUCAAUGUUCUGCUGGACAGCCCAGCACCUUCGUCCCUCACUCUGGCCUCCUACCCCAUCAAGGCUGCCAUAGGUGUUAUAGAACUGCAGAUCCUGCGUACGCCUGAGCCUCUGGUUGUUGACACACACCCACAUGAAAGUGGCACCACCCAAUUCACCUUGAAGAAUGCCUCGUCCUUCCCUCUCCACAUCAGCCUUUCAGUCAAGGACAACUCCCAGGCUUUCUCUGUCCAGCCAGCCAGCCUCACCAUGCCUCCUGGAGGCCAUUCCUUCCCUGCACUACUCUUCACACCUGGUGCUUGUGUAGGCACACUCAACAGUGAAUUGGUGAUACAAGUGGAGCCAGAAGGCAUGGAGUUCAACAUAGCCGUAUCUGGAGUCUGCCUUGCCCCGUCCUUGCCUCCGUCUCCUGCCGCGUCAUCAGGCUCUAACUCAUCCCACAGUACUGGAGCAAGCACCACUGCCUUGCCUCCUGAAGCUGCCACUGCUGCUGCUUCAGUUUCUGCUGGUGUCCCAGCCACACUGGCUUCCCCAACCAACAAACAGCUACAGAAGAUUCACACGUCACUGGCAAAGUCCAGCAGUGCACCAUUGUCUGAGGUGACCUCCAGCCCUCCUCUGAGUGAGAAGAAUAUUUCAUCAGCCUUGCAGAGCAAACAAUCUCGACUGGUGUUCGGAACAGUGGCUGUGGCCACCACAAGCUGCCUCAAAUUGGUGCUGAGGAAUAAUUUCACCUCUCAGAAUCUUCCUCUGUCUGCCACCAUCAUUGGCAGCCAGGCCUUCAAGGUUUGUGAGGAUGGGAGUGAGAAUGGCCAAGAGAAGAUGAAUAUGGUAUUGAAGCCAUGUGAGGAGUUGGCUCUGUCAGUGCUGCUGCAACCCACAGCUGUGGAGUCGUUGUCUGCUACCCUUAUUUUCCGCCACCGCAGUUCCAGUCAUCCAUUUAAGUGGAAGAUUCCACUGCAAGGAUACGGAGGACAGGGGGAGUUGGUGGUGAAGGACAGCAGUGCAGGCAAGCCUUUCAUCCUCAAGGAUCUCUCCCCUGGAUUACCAGCAUCCUACAAACUUCCAUCACAAACACUGGCCAUCGUACUUUAUUACUUAUCCUCCAGAUGUUCUCUGGUAAGCACCGUCAAACACCAGCACCAGCACCAGCACCAUCUUGCUUGUAAGAGUAGAGAACAUGUCAGAAAUGUAGUAAGGUUGUUGGAUGUUGAGAGGAAGGUGGGCGUGUGUCUGAACAAUACCUGGAAUAGGGGGAGUCAUAAGCAGUGUAAGGAAGUAGCAACAGACCUUUCAGUGCAGCCAACUCGAGUGGUAGUAGGUGCUGGAGAGACACAUGAAGUGUACAUUGUGGCCAACAGCACCCAGAGUCAGCUAGCGCGGACACCAGGCCUCAUUGGGAUGCUUCAGGUUGUUUCAGGGGAGAAGACCCUGUGGCAUAGAUACCAAAGGAUGAAGAACAAGGAAGUGAAAGCUCGCCAUAUCAACAACCCUGACUUAUUGAAAAUCAACUGGUUGGAAAAGUUCAGUGAACAAAAAGGGCAGCAGGAGCCUGACAUCCUGCCACCACAGCCUGAGGAUGCUGUGGUGUUUUUCAAUGCCUGCACUACUACACAGGUAGAGGUAUGGGGUGAACAGCGGCCAAGUGAAGACCAUUCACUCACUGUCUUUGCCAACCUGGCAGGGGAGCAAACAGUGGCAGAUCUCACUAUGACUCAGAUUGAAAGAGUGGGCAGCUGUGAUUCUAAUAAAAUGCAAAGCAUUCCCAGCCAGCUGUCAUCCUCUUCUGCUACAUGGGAUGUCUUGCCUCAGACAAUGAGUGUGCAGUGUGGUGACACUUCUCCACAAGUGUUUUUUGUUGUCAACUUCACAAACACACAGCAGAUGCUCGAGGUGAGCAGCACCUGCAGCUGGUUACAGAUUGAGCCUCAAGAAGCUGUGUUAUUGGGGUACAGCACUGUGAGGCUGUGUGUGAUGGCCUGUCCUCCUCAUACUCUUGCCUCACCUGUCACUCAUUCCCUCAAAGUCAUGGGAGAGAAUGAAAGCCGCAGUGCCACCAUCACCCUGUUACCAGCCACGAGGAAGGCCACUGCAACUCAUGUCAAAUCAAGUCAGCCUGUCUCUGCUGCCACUCCCCCUCCUGUAACUGCCAAGCAAGGUCCAAGAAACCCCCAACAGUCCAUGGCUAACAACCUACAGCCUGGUUCCAUUGCUCACCUGUCUGCCACCACAACCAUAUCUCAGUUGAGGGCUUCUGGAAAGUCCUGCCAACCACCACCACACCAGCCAUCCUCUGCUGCCAGUAUUCCUCAUCGCCACACCCAGGGCAUCACUGCAGUCAAGACUCAGCUGCCAGUUUCAAACAUGAAGAGUCAGAGGCAACCUCAGAAGACCCUUGUACAGCUUGAAUCUGAUGAUGUGAGCUUCCCAGACACAAAGACUACUAAGGAGAGCUACGUUAAGGUCACACUGAGGAAUCUUGACAAAGUAGAUCAUUGUGUGCAAGCAGAAGUAACACAGGGCCCAUUUAUGGUAAGACACACACGCUUCACCAUAAAAUCUGGUCAUUAUGCAUGUGUGCCGGUGUACUUCAGACCAACCAGUGCAGAGCUGUGCACAGGUUAUUUGCAAAUAACUGUUGUAAAGGACAAGUUCAUGUUGCCUGUUUGUCUCUCAGGACGAGCUCUGCCUUAAGGUAAAACGUUGCUUGUUGGUUAAUUGGCCAUAUUAACUUUAUGUUGCUUAAUUCCUAAACAAUCUGUGAUAACUUAGUAAUCCUUUUUACACACUUUUUUUUUUUGAAAGCAGCUGUGGUUGCUCCAUUAGUGAUGCUUUUAGAGGAACAGGAUUUGGCACUUGGUUCUUAGUUAGUGAUUUACCCAUAGUCCGUUGGCUUGAAUCUAAACAAUUCAAGCUAAAUAUAGUUUAUAUUAAGUUCUGCAGCUAUUUAAUUAGGGAUAGAGGCUGGAUAAAUUAUCACAAGUAAUUGAAUGCACUAAUUGCUCAUAUAAGAAGUCUACUUAAGAGAAUAUGUAUACAUAUUUUGUGCCAUUGGCAGGAAUGAACUAAUGUAAAAUAACAGCACCCAGCCCCACUGUAUAUGCCAUGAAGCCUGAUUCUCAGUGCUUUAUUGAUUAUGAAACAGACAGUAAAGGCUGGUUCACAUGUAUCAAUUUGUGACUGAUAUUUUACACACGUAGAGUUUCUGACUCAUCCCUUCUAGUCGGAAAGUGUCAGAUGUAGCGCCUGGAAAAUAUUGACUAGUUGGCGCCUUGGCGGGAAGUGAAUGUAAACAAACAGCUACCUGCCAAGGUGUCGUCCUCCAGUAACGAUGCUGAAGCUGUGGUUGCUCUUCUUUUGGUGUAAUGGAAGAGUCAACAGAACAGAAAAUGCCUGUGGAUACAUCUCUGGCUAAAUAGAAGGAAAGAAAGGAGUGUCUACCACACUCUAAAGUAGCCUACAUUUCUCUCAUAAGACUA
Molecule: messenger RNA, 6619 nt
Organism: Portunus trituberculatus (swimming crab)
Lineage: Eukaryota; Metazoa; Arthropoda; Malacostraca; Decapoda; Portunidae
Exons: 31
Coding region: 189-5834 (1881 amino acids)
Biological process (GO): centrosome-templated microtubule nucleation; centrosome duplication; mitotic spindle assembly
Cellular component (GO): pericentriolar material; cytoplasm; centriole
Molecular function (GO): protein kinase binding
Source: RefSeq, a predicted model, not a curated record